AUGAUCAAUUCCGACGACCACGCCACGUGGAGCCACGUGCCAGCUAUGCAAUUUGACACGGACCUGGCGUACCAUCGCUCUCACGACCUCGCCAUGGACGACAACGUCAAGAUCAAUGGCGGAUGCAACGACACUUAUCCAGCUGCGGUGUAUGCAGUUGAAGUGGCGGUGACCCCCACGACCUCGGGCGUCGCCAUCCGUGCAGCGUACGAUCGAUCGCGAAUCGACCAAGUGGCCGUCCGCAGGGUAGCUGUUAGUACGUAA
This is a messenger RNA of Aphanomyces astaci, 264 nucleotides long. RefSeq lists its product as hypothetical. The record is from RefSeq and is a predicted model, not a curated record. Lineage: Eukaryota; Oomycota; Saprolegniomycetes; Saprolegniales; Verrucalvaceae. The coding region runs from base 1 to 264 and encodes 87 amino acids. The transcript is spliced from 2 exons.